AUGGCGAUGAGGAGUGCCCCUGAGAAUGAUGACACUUCAAGGUAUUGUGCUGCGUAUGAGCACCUCAUAUCAUCCGCAAACGGAUGGACAAACGGAAGUGCUACAGGUUCCACCCCUUUUGAGAUGUUCUAUGGUCGUCCUCCACCCUCCAUUAUCCAAUACCUCCCUAGUGAGACUCAAGUAGAUUCGGUUGCUGCUGUUUUGAGUGAUCGAGAUGAGGCACUCCGACAAUUGAAAUUCCAUCUCCAUCGGGCUCAGCAAACCAUGAAGAAGAAUGCUGACAAGCAUCGCCGACAACUUGAAUUUAGUGUGGGUGAUUGGGUAUAUGUUAAGCUACGCCCUCAUCGCCAACUCUCAGUAGCUCGUCGCAUCAAUCCCAAGUUGUCUCCUCGUUACUAUGGGCCAUUUCAAAUUCUGUCUAAGGUGGGAGUCGUAGCUUACAAGUUGCAGCUUCCAAAUACAGCUCAAAUUCACCCGGUUUUCCAUGUGUCCCAACUGAAACGUUCUGUUACUAAGGGAUCCUCUUUAUCUGCCAUGCCCUCUGGUCUCAUUUCUGCCGAGGAGGACUUUCCAGCACCAGAGACAGUGUUGGCAGUACGAGAAGGCAAGGAUUCCUCUUGUUCUGCAGAAUGGCUCGUCCUUUGGAAGUCACAACCUGUUGAGGAGGCCACUUGGGAGUCUGCUGCUGACAUUCGCGCCAAAUUUCUGGAUUUUAGCCUUGAGGACAAGGCUAGUUUUGUGGGACACGGUUCACCUUCUAAACAAAAAGAACUUGUACACUCUACUUUUGAGUUUGAGCAAUCUACUCCUAUAAGUUCUACCCUUCUCGUGAUCUCUAUUGAUGUUGAGCCUGAUGUCUCAACAAGUGUACCACCUGAUGCUAUUGCUAAAUCAACCUUUGUUGAUUCUUUUGAAGUUUCCCCCAUUACACCAAAAUCUACUUUUGAAGAAAAUGAAUCAUCUUCAAAAGACAUUCUUUCAUACGUGUUAGCCCCUCAAAUUCCUACCGCUACUACUUUUCAUGGUGAUCACAUUGAUGAGCCAAUGGUUGAGAAGCCCCCUUAG
Molecule: messenger RNA, 1065 nt
Organism: Cajanus cajan (pigeon pea)
Lineage: Eukaryota; Viridiplantae; Streptophyta; Magnoliopsida; Fabales; Fabaceae
Source: RefSeq, a predicted model, not a curated record